Messenger RNA from Cryptomeria japonica (Japanese cedar), 777 nucleotides. Its product is annotated as (+)-neomenthol dehydrogenase-like. Lineage: Eukaryota; Viridiplantae; Streptophyta; Pinopsida; Cupressales; Cupressaceae. The coding region runs from base 1 to 771 and encodes 256 amino acids. The transcript is spliced from 4 exons. Gene Ontology annotation, cellular component: membrane. The record is from RefSeq and is a predicted model, not a curated record.
AUGAAGUCUCGCCAUCCUGUCAUGUAUCCAGAUUGGGUCUUAGAACCUGACAACGAGUAUGAAGUCUUCAAUUUGCAGCAAGAUGGAGAGGUUAAUAAUGCUGCUAUUAAUGGGACUAAGAUUGAUAUGGAGUACUUGAAGGCUCGUCAAAUAUCUCUUCUAGAGGCAAUGACCAAUGAUUCUAUAAUAGAUCCUUUCAUUGUGGAUUAUGAGACAGCCAAGGAAUGCAUUGAAACAAACUACUUUGGUGUUAAAAGGGCCAUUGAAGCUCUGCUUCCUUUACUUCCAUCACAAUCUAGGAUUUUGAAUGUCUCCUCCACCUUUGGUGCUCUUGAGAAAUUGAAGGAUGCUUCUUUAAGGGAGAAACUUUCUAGAAUUGAAACUUUAACAGAGGAAUUCAUUGAUAAUUUAGUAGAUAGAUUUCUUGAAGAUGUAAAGAAUGGAAUUUAUCCAAAGAUUAAUAGUGUAUGGCCUGAGAAAUAUGCAAUUUACAGAGUCUCCAAAAUAGCAUUGAAUGCAUAUUCUAGGAUUUUGGCAAAAAGGCUAACACCCACAAAUGAGAAGAAUAUUAUAUAUGUUAACUGUGUGCACCCAGGGUACAUUAAGACAGAUCUAAUAUUAAAUGCAAUGGGAGAAUCUCCUACAGUGGGUGCUACAAAUAUCUUGAGGGUGGCCUUGCUUCCUCCUCCUGAGCUUCUAACAGGACAAUUCUACAUGGAAGGAGAGCUUGGAGAUUUCAUUACAGAGUGGGUUCCUAAUUUCCCAAAAUAAAUUCUA